Molecule: messenger RNA, 5406 nt
Organism: Rubroshorea leprosula
Lineage: Eukaryota; Viridiplantae; Streptophyta; Magnoliopsida; Malvales; Dipterocarpaceae
Source: the annotation of a GenBank genome assembly
GGGAGCAGAGAACAAAAUUAUGUAACCUUUCUGUACAAUGCCUAGGUUUUUACAUAAAAACCUAACUCAGCCAAGACACAAAGCAACCUUAUUUUGGGUUUGGGAGGGUUCAGGGGUCUAUAUGUACGUAACAGCAGGACUGUGAAAGGAAUUCCCUUGAGGUCCAUCUCUCUUCAUACCUCCCAAAUGAGUAAGCUGCGGCAGGCACCUCUGUUAGGUGGAGAGGGCCGGUUCAAUGCCAUAAUCUGUCAGUGGUCUGUGCUCAAGAAUAUCAUCGUGAUUCUGCACAAAUUCAGGGAUCUCAACCUCCCUCUUCUUUAUGUCCUCCCAGAGAUUGAGCUGAAAAUGGUACUUACCUUCAUAGGAAACCGCCCCCCAAGAGGUAGCAUGGAUGACCAGGAUAAUACUCAACUCCUAGAAAGUGACCUCAAUGACAUCCAAAUAAUGUCGAGGAACCUUUUCGUUGGCGAAGCAGAGCAAGAACAAUCAAACACUUCAGAUGAUGAAAGAACACCUAUUAGGUACGCAACCCAACUUGAAGAACAGUUUCACAUCUCAGCGGAAGCCAAGCGAAGGCAUUCCAGACAUAAUACUUCACGACCUGAGAGACCCAUGAAAUCUGCUCGGAUGAUCGAGCUGGAAGAAAGAACCAGAGUUUUAGAAAUGGCCAUGGGAAAAAUUCUUUCUCGUCUGAUUCCUAAUGACCCCUUAAUUCCCCUAUUGAAUAAGGGUGAGCAGCUAGCAACAAUAGUUGCAACCCGCAAUUCCCCAGCCUUGAGCAAUGUGGUGAUCCUAACUAGACCAAGAGGAAGUGGGAAGUUAAAUCCAGAACCUAGCUCAUCCAGGCAUAAUGAAGAAUUGCUAAAGAAGAAUGCUAAUCUUGAAAGACAACUUAAAGAUGUACAGAGGUCUAUUGGGGAGCUAAAAAGCCCCAGGUCGCGUCAACAGACGUAUGAUGGCUUAGGUGAUCCAGACGAACAUUUACAUACUUAUCAGGCCAUCAUGAGAAUCCAAAACGCUACUGAUGCUAUGAUGUGCAAAGUUUUUCUUGCAACAUUGAAAUCAACUGCCAGAAGUUGGUAUCACAAGCUCCCUAGACAUUCCAUAACUUCCUAUUCUAAGCUUGCUACAUUGUUUUCAAAUAAGUUUGCGAGUCAAAGGGAAAUUAAACGCACCGCUACCGAGCUGAUGCAGGUUCAUCAAAAGGAGGGAGAAUCUUUAAGGGACCAUAUGCAACGGUUCAACAAGUCCACUCUAGACAUUGAUAAUGUCCCUGACACCAUUUGUAUGUUCGCUUUGUUGCAUGGUCUCAAACUUGGCCGGUUCUUGGACGACCUGCUAGAGAAUCCGCCGAAGUCGUGGAACGAAGUAAAUGACAGUGGCAUGCAUUUAGGAGGCCAAAGUGCUCGAGGUCGUAAAGCUUAUGCUCGCCAGGAUCUUUUGUUCUCCCUAGUGCAAAGAGAAGGUUCAAAUGUGGAAACACAAGAGAACGAUCCUGACUAUGUCCCAUCACAACGGUCGACAAGUGUAGACAAUAUCAACACUCUCAAACCAACCUUGGCUUUUUCAGUCCCACAUUGGAACUUCCGUCCUCGCAGGUUGGCACAUGUAUCACACACUUGGACCCGAGGCUCUACGAGUGCAAAUACUCCCGAGUUAGCAAGUAGAGUCCAAGCCCAGCAUCACUGUAGGGGUGAUGAACCUACACAGGCCAAUUCGGAGGAUAAAACAAUGAUAGCUAACCGCAAGGCGCAAUUAAGUUGCACGCGAGACUCCCUUAAGGAGCGAAAUGAGACUUUGCAAAAGGACAUGGAAACUUUGCGCCAACAGAUGGCAGAGUUGCGCAUGGCACAACAACAGGCAACAGAUGCUCCACAAAUAGCCUCUAUAGAGCAUGUGCGGAGUUACAAGCUAGCAAUGAUGAUUUACAGAGCGUCUGAUGCUUUAUUGUGUAGAGUGUUCCUUUCUACAUUGAAGAAAGCAGCUCAAACCUGGCAGAAGACUGAUGAAAGUUUAAGGGCCUACAUUGCUCGUUUCCAUAAUGAAUCUUUGCAGGUGGAUAAUCUAGAUGAAGGAGUGGCAAUGCAUGCCUUGAUGAAUGGCUUGAAAGAUUGUGAUUUCUUGCACUCUCUAAAUAGAGAAAGACCAAAGAGCCUUAAAGACAUACUUCACAGGUCAAAAGGCUAUAUUCGAGUUGAAGAACGUGCUGUAGCCAAGAAAGGUGGUGAGUCUUUAGAACCUAAUUCAGUUGUAGUAGGAAAUAAAAAGCGAAGGUUUGACAGGUCAAAUGACAUAGCUGAUGUUAGAGGAGAAAAGCGAGGAGUUGUUAGAAAUCUCAAGAAUUAUCUCUUUACAUUGCAAGAGGUGCCAAGGGUGUAUACCACAUUCACACCUUUAAACACCUCAAUGGUGCAUAUACUUACAGUGGCGAAGGAGACAGAACACCUCAAUUGGCCUAAAAAGCUUCGUAGUAAUGGUAACAAGUGUGAUAAGACUCGUCACUGUGCAUUUCAUGGGAUCCAUGGUCACGAUACAAAGGAUUUCCCGCCUUCAGCAACUCUAGCAUCUAUGGCUUUAGCAGUCAAAGGAAGCAAUGAAAGCCAACCUUCAACUCAAACCAUCACUUUCAUUGGGAAGGAUCUAGAUCAAAGGGAGGUGUUCCCACAUGAUCCACUAAUGAUUGAAAUAGUGGUGGAAGAUAGAAAUCUACGAAAGGGCAAGGUAAUGAAACGUGUCUUGGUGGACACAGGGAGUUGCAGAGAUGUGAUGUGUUAUGGAGCAUUCAAAAAGCUAGGAGUAUUUCCACAACUAUUGAGACCUUGUGAUUUUCCAUUGGUAGGCCUUUCUAGAAAAUCCGUGCCUGUAAAAGGUAUUAUCUCUCUCCCUAUUCAUGUUGGUGUUCCCCCUUGUGUGGCUGUUGUUACCUUAGAUUUCUUUGUUAUUGAUGUCCCUUCCCCUUUUAAUGCAAUUUUGGGAUGUCCUAGGCUUAACUCCUUACAAGUGAUGGUCUCUACACAAGCAAUGAUGAUAAAGUUCCCUACGCCAAAUGGAGUUGGAAUGGCAAGAGGGAAGCUUGUUGAAGUAGUGGAGGAAAAAACUUUGACAGUAGACAACCUAGACAUGAGGGAGGAAUUGAAGGAAUGUCGAACUGAGCCAAUUAACCAAGUAAAACCUGUUGUUCUUGAUGAGAAGAGGCCCGAGCGUUUAGUCAACAUUGGUGUAGACAUGGAUUCAAGCUUUAUGGCACGAUUGGAAAAUUGCUUAAGGGAGCAUAAAGACAUUUUUGCAUGGUGUCCAUUAGAUAUGCCAGACUUAAACAAGGUAUGUCCCAAAGACAACUAUCCUUUGCCAAAUAUUGAUGAACUAGUUGAUAAUUCCUCUGGUUAUGUGGUUUUGAGUUUAUGUGAUGCAUACUCUGGGUAUAACCAAAUUCCUAUGGCAAAGGAGGAUAGGGAUAAAACUGCGUUCAUAGCAGUAGGUGCUACUUAUUGUUAUGUUGUCAUGCCCUUCGGUCUAAAAAAUGCAAGAGCUACCUAUCAAAGCAAAAGCUUAGACCAACACAUUGAAGACCUGAAACAAGUCUUCGAGGUACUCAAAACCCAUAACAUGAAGUUGAAUCCUACAAAAUGCACUUUUGGAGUUAAGGCUAGGAAAUUCUUAGGAUUCAUGUUGACAAGUAGGGGCAUUGAAGUCAAUCUUGAGAAGAUUCGUGUAGUGUUGGAGAUGAAACCUCCAUCCUUAAUAAAGGAAGUUCAGAAGCUAAUGGGAAAGGUAGUUGCAUUGAGCAGGGUAGUUCCAGGCGAGAAAUUGUACCAGUAUAUUGCUGUGAGUACCGAGGCAAUCAGUGUUGCAUUGGUUAGGGAAGAUGGAAGCAAGCAGGAGCCUGUGUAUUAUGUUAAAAAAGUGUACUACUUCCUUGGCCAUACGAUAGUUGUUUUAACAAAUUACCCAUUACGGCAGAUCUUGCAGAAACCAGAUUUGGUAGGGAGACUUGUAAGGUGGAGUAUUGAGCUCAUAGAGUUUGAAUUGGAGUUUCAGCCAUGGAGAGUAAUGAAAGCACAAGUAUUGGCAGGUUUCAUAGCAGAGUUAAGUAAGGAGGAAAAGGUUGUAAUGCUGGCACCACCCAUAGAUGUACCAUGUAAGAGGAAAGCUCCAAAGCCAAAGAAACCAACAAAAAACCUACCUUCUAACCUUGUGUGGAACCUAUAUGUUGAUGGGUCUUCUAAUGCAGCAGGAAGUGGAGCAGGAAUAAUCUUAAUCUUUCCAGAGGGAGAAACUUUUGAGUGUGCAUUAAAAUUUAAUUUUGAGGCGUCGAACAAUCGUGUAGAGUGUGAGGCACUUCUUAAGGGAUUGAGACUUGCCAAGGCAGCAAGAGUGGAGUACUUAAGGAUUUAUAGUGAUUCACAACUUAUAGUGAAUCAAGUCAAUGGUGACUUCAUUGCAAUAGAGCAGGUAAUGGCUCAAUAUUUGUCUGUAACUAUGCAAUUUUUACAAUCCUUCCAAGGAUAUGAGUUGAGCCAAGUAAGAAGGUCAGAGAACCUUAAAGCUGAUGCCUUGGCAAAGCUGGCAAGCACAGGACUAGGUGUGUCUGGAGUGGAAGUUUACAUAGAGACACUUUCUUCACCAAGUAUAGAGAUGGAAAAUGCUUUGCCAACACAUGAGGAGCAAAGUUGGAUAGAUCCAAUUCUCACUUUCCUUAAAAGUGGAAUCUUACCAGAAGAUGAAAAAGAAGCUAAAAAAUUACGGAGAAAAGCUGCUUGGUUUGCUUCUGUAGCUUAUCUAGAGUCUAAUGGACAGGUAGAGGUAGAAAAUAAGGCUAUCUUGGAGAGUUUAAAGAAGAAGGUAGGGUCUGCAAAAGGAACUUGGACAGAGGAGUUGCCAUACACUUUAUGGGCGUACAGAACAACAUAUAAGACUCCAACAGGAGAAACUCUGUUCAACUUAACAUAUGGCUCAGAAGCUGUGGUGUCGGUUGAAGUUAAGGUGCCAAAUUACAGAACAAACUACUUUAAUGCCAACUCCAAUGAACAAGCUUUAAGGGAGAAUCUGGAUCUUUUGGAUGAAUCUAGGGAUCUGUCCCAAAUUCGUGUUGCCCAUUACCAUAGGAGAAUGGAGAAGUACUACAACAGUAAAGUUAGACCCAAGGGCUUACACCAAGGAGACUGGGUCUUGCGAAAGGUAGAGGUCAUAGAGCGCAAUUCUUAUGAAGGGAAGUUAUGCCCUAGUUGGGAAGGACCAUAUUUGAUUCAAAAAGACUUGGGUAAUGGAGCUUUUAAACUUGUUAAGCCGAGUGGAACUCCAAUCCCAAGGGCUUGGAAUGCAGCUCAUUUGAAGAAGUAUUAUCAGUAAUUUUUUCUUGUUUUAACAAGGUUGAAUAAAUUUUUUGAAUAAAACCUUUGCCAAUGU